This is a messenger RNA of Vidua chalybeata, 1137 nucleotides long. RefSeq names its product INTS3 and NABP interacting protein (gene INIP). The transcript is spliced from 6 exons. Gene Ontology annotation, biological process: DNA repair. The record is from RefSeq and is a predicted model, not a curated record. Gene Ontology annotation, cellular component: nucleoplasm; nucleus; SOSS complex. Bases 259 to 573 code for a protein of 104 amino acids. Lineage: Eukaryota; Metazoa; Chordata; Aves; Passeriformes; Viduidae.
UCACGAGCAGGGGGCGGAGGCAGCGCGGCCGCGCUGCGGGAAGGGCGAGCGGGGUCAAAGGAGCCGGAGCCUCGCGCCGUUGGGCAGGAUUCAGCGUUCCCAUCCCUCGGCUCCGCCUGGCUGAGCCAGAGCUCUUCGCCGCUGCACUUUACAGCCUGGCACCUUGAUGGAAACAGAUGUUGAUGGUCGUCCGAGAUAUUUGUGGGGGUUAAAAGAUUUGAACUCCAGCUGAAUAAAACAAGGGCUGAAAAUUGAAGGAUGGCAGCAAAUCCUUCAGGACAAGGUUUCCAGAAUAAAAAUAGGGUUGCAAUCCUGGCAGAACUAGACAAGGAGAAGAGAAAGUUACUUAUGCAAAACCAGUCUUCCACAAAUCACCCUGGAGCCAGCAUUGCACUUGCAAGAUCACCUCUGAAUAAGGAUUUCCGUGAUCAUGCUGAGCAACAGCACAUUGCAGCACAGCAGAAGGCUGCACUGCAGCAUGCACAUGCACACUCCUCAGGAUACUUCAUAACUCAAGACUCUGCAUUUGGAAAUCUUAUUCUUCCUGUCUUACCUCGACUUGAGGCAGAAUGAGGAAUGUUGUUUGUCUCAGAAAUUCAAGAUCCGAUUUUUGUCCAUAGCAGGAGCUGUCUAACAUUUUAAUUUCUUCCUACUUUUUUUUCUGGGUUCUUGCAAAUGCCAUUCAGGAGUGUGAGCUCUAGUGAUGGGGAAAUAGUGUUGAAAAAUUUUUAUCCUGUAUUUCUGUUCCUCUGUCAGGUCAAAGUCAAAUGCAAAACUUUUCUUGGAGUUUGAAGUGCACAGGGUUUGCUCUUCCCUGUUUCAGUGCUUCCUUUAAAUAAAUGUCCAGACCACAGUCACCAAGAGAUGCACAAUCUGACAGCAUUUGUGUUUCUUUUUAUUAUGUUUAGGUAUGAUUUUUGUAAUGAAUAAUGAAAAUUAUUUCUCUCCAUCAAAACAGAUACGAAUUUGUCAAAUGCAUCAGCCAGUCUUCCUCCCCCACCCUCUCCUAUGCAGGAACAUUUCUAGUGUACUGUUUGCCGUUGUAGCAUCAUCUGGUCUUAAGUCCAUAGUUACAGUGUGCCUGCCUCUUACCCUGUUGUGAAAUAUGAAAAUGAAUUAAAGUGGGAAAAAAGCAAA